CCCCUGUAAGCCUGGUUUGGCAGCGGUGACGUCACUAGGUCGAGUGAAUUGAGGUGGAGGCAGCUACGUGAAAGGAAUUGUUUUGAGAAAUCAAAGAAAGUACGUGAAUUAAUUAUUUUGCGCUUUUGCUUACGACUCGACUGGUUUGUGGAAACGGUUUAUUUUCGUUCUUGUUCGAGUGUGUGUGCUUCGUCAGUCCCGGUUCUCGUUGGAGUGAACACAAAGGGGGACUCCAUGAAAGAUGACAGAGGAGGUGACAGUUGUAGCCAAGUGGGACUACACGGCCCAGCAGGACCAGGAACUUGACAUCCGGAAGAAUGAUCGGCUUACUCUGCUGGAUGACAGCAAGACUUGGUGGAGGGUGAGGAACGCCUCAAACCAGACCGGCUACGUCCCCUCCAACUAUGUAGAGCGCAAGAACAGCCUGGUGAAGAAGGCCUCUCUGGUCAAGAACCUCAAAGACACACUGGGACUGGGUAAGGGCAGAAGGAAGCAGAGUGCCAGUGACGCCUCCCCCACGCCCAGCACAGAUGCGGAGUACCCCUCCAAUGGGAGUGGCGGAGGAGUGGCCGAGCGGGUCUACGACCUCAACAUCCUGGCUGUGGUCAAGUUCUCGUACGUGGCGGAGCGCAAGGAUGAGCUGACCCUAGCCAAGGGGUCACGGGUCACUGUGAUGGAGAAGUGCAGUGACGGUUGGUGGCGGGGCAGCCAGGGAGGCCGUGUGGGCUGGUUCCCUUCCAACUAUGUCCUGGAGGACCCCGCAGAGGGUGAAGGGGGUAGAGGUGGAAGGGACUCCCCAGGGAGGGACAGGGAGGCCACGAUGACCAACGGGCGGGCGGGAGGUGGUGGCGGCAGCCGGGGUGGCGAGGGCAGUGGUGCGCUCCAGCUGGUCCAGACUCUGUACCCGUUCAGCUCAGUGACGGAGGAGGAGCUAAACUUUGAGAAAGGAGAGGUGAUGGAGGUUGUUGAGAAACCUGAGAACGACCCAGAGUGGUGGCGCUGCCGGAACACCCGCGGUCUGGUGGGCCUGGUGCCCAAAAACUACGUGCUGGUGCUGAAUGACACCAACGGGCCUCCCGGGCUCCCCGCUCUUCCGCUGUCGCCCCCCGGCUCCCCACAGAUCGGCCACAUGGCCCCGGCGUGUGAGGGCAAGUUUGCAGGCAGGGACUGGUACUAUGGAGGGGUGACCAGACACCAAGCAGAGCUGGUCCUCAACGAGAGAGGACAGGAGGGGGAUUUCCUCAUACGUGACAGCGAGUCAUCGCCCAGUGAUUUCUCUGUGUCUCUGAAGGCACCUGGGAAGAACAAGCACUUCAAGGUGCAGUGUUCAGAGGAGGUCUACUGUAUCGGCCAGCGCAAGUUCAGCUCCAUAGAUGAACUGGUGGAACACUACAAGAAAGCCCCCAUCUUCACCAGUGAACAAGGAGACAAGCUCUACCUGGUCAAACCGCUGCCCGAACCCCAGCUAUCCUCAACAUGCUGAACUUGGGGAGAGACCUUACUGUCUGUUUUAGCCCAGUCACAUAGUUCGUAUUGGUUCUGUUUCCUUUGUUAGUUAAAAAAAUAUUUGAAAUGUAAACCCUCUCCAGAGGUUCU
This is a messenger RNA of Oncorhynchus gorbuscha (pink salmon), 1596 nucleotides long. RefSeq names its product NCK adaptor protein 2a (gene nck2a). The coding region runs from base 242 to 1483 and encodes 413 amino acids. Gene Ontology annotation, biological process: positive regulation of endoplasmic reticulum stress-induced intrinsic apoptotic signaling pathway; positive regulation of translation in response to endoplasmic reticulum stress; negative regulation of endoplasmic reticulum stress-induced eIF2 alpha phosphorylation. The transcript has 4 exons. Gene Ontology annotation, molecular function: protein binding. NCBI's taxonomy places the organism in Eukaryota, Metazoa, Chordata, Actinopteri, Salmoniformes, Salmonidae. The record is from RefSeq and is a predicted model, not a curated record.